AUGGAACCCGAGGAUUUGGAUUCUGAGGACAAAGAGAUAUUAAGCUGGGAUAUCAAUGAUGUAAAACUGCCGCAGGAUGUGAAAAAGAUAGACUGGUUCCAAGAAUGGCCGGAUUCCUACGAGAAGUACAUCUACAGCUCGGAGGACAGGAGCGCACAGAGGCACCUGAGCAGCUGGGCCAUGCGCAACACCAACAACCACAACUCGCGCAUCCUCAAGAAGUCCUGCCUGGGCGUGGUGGUGUGCAGCCGCGACUGCUCUGCCAAGGAGGGCCGCAAGAUCUACCUGAGGCCUGCGAUCUGCGACAAGGCCCGGCAGAAGCAGCAGAGGAAACUCUGUCCCAACUGCGAUGGGCCCCUGAAGCUCAUUCCUUGCCGAGGCCACGGAGGCUUCCCGGUCACCAACUUCUGGAGGCAUGAAGGACGCUUCAUAUUUUUCCAGUCAAAGGGAGAACACGAUCAUCCAAAGCCAGAAACCAAAAUGGAAGCCGAGGCAAGAAGAACAGUAAAGAAAGUGCAGGGGGCCUCUUCCUCCGUCUCCUUGAAGCUGAACAGGGGCCCAGAGGCAAAGUCUGUUCCUGGUGAAGCAACAAGUUGGGGAAAUUUACCUUUCAACUGGUCUUUCCAGGAAAGCAUCCACCUGCCUGGUGGUGACGGUGGACCUUUGACAGCUGGCAUCCCCCAUCAGAAGUCACCGAAUGAAUUCUUAUUUAAGAGCUAUGGUUUGGGGGGAGCCGCUGAUCUGGCAGACCCCACUUCUACCGUGGGCCCCUCUGAGCUCUAUGAGAAAUGCAAAGUGUCCAACGCGCGGAUCUAUGGUGCUGGGGACCUGCUUCAGCCUCCUGUCUCUGAUUACAGUGAUCUGCAAAUAUGGAAUAAAAGCGCUGCUUUGGGGAGAAAUCCUCUUAACGACAACGGGUGUCCCAGUUACCCCUUCCCCCAGGCCGGCUGGUCUUAUGACUUCUCCCCUCCCCAGAACGCUUUAGAUCCCCUUUCUCAGCAGAUUCCAGUGGAACCACCUUCAGCCAAAACUGGCUGUCUCCCGUUAUGGCCAAGUCCAGGGCCGGAUCUCUAUGAAGAGAAGGUGCAUAUGGAGUUUAACAGCUACUACCCUCCCACCACGUGCCAUUCGCCUCAGGAAGACCCCUUCCUCUUUAGCUAUACCUCUUAUCCUCACCAUCAGUAUUCGCUGCCAGGCAAGAGCAGCAAAUGGAAUUUUGAUGAAGAAAUGAGGUACAUGGGUCUGGAUCACUACAACAACGAAAUGCUUCUCAACCUGUCUUUUAAGAUGAACCCAAUCUGA
Messenger RNA from Myotis lucifugus (little brown bat), 1302 nucleotides. It is a transcript of the gene GCM1, whose product is annotated as glial cells missing homolog 1. The transcript has 5 exons. Gene Ontology annotation, molecular function: DNA-binding transcription activator activity, RNA polymerase II-specific; RNA polymerase II cis-regulatory region sequence-specific DNA binding. Lineage: Eukaryota; Metazoa; Chordata; Mammalia; Chiroptera; Vespertilionidae. Gene Ontology annotation, cellular component: nucleus. Gene Ontology annotation, biological process: regulation of transcription by RNA polymerase II; gliogenesis; cell differentiation involved in embryonic placenta development. The coding region runs from base 1 to 1302 and encodes 433 amino acids. The record is from RefSeq and is a predicted model, not a curated record.